AUGGGGCGGGUGGAGCUGCAGCGCCAAGCCUCCCAUUGACAAUAGGCCCACAGAAUCCCAUGCAGAGAGAAGCCAGUGCUGACAGGCAGAAAACGUUUCUCCUGUCAGUGUCUUCACUCACCAAAACCAUUCGCCCAAAUCGCCUCCCUCCAGGCAAAAGCUCCGCCUAUCCUCUCCUGGCCGCCCGCAGCCAUGCUCAACCGGCUCCCUCCCCUCGUGUCAUACAAACGCACUGACCUCGGGCUGUAUUAAGCUCCACCCCUGGAUCGUGAUAAGCUCCGCCCCCUGGUUGAUCUGCAGCUGUGCACCCUCAGACUGCCUGAAGCCAUGCUCACUUGCCAGUUGCCAUCUGAACCUUCUGUCCCCAGACCACUAUAAGCUCUGUCCUCUGCUCCACUCAUUAUGCACCGAGUCACCCCUAAACCUGGGGUCGCCUGAAGCUCCGCCCCCAGACUGUGAUAUGCUCCGCCUCCUGAUCAGUCAGCAACAUACUAUGUCCUUUCAUUUGCAGUCCUGUCCAUUCAGCUGCUGCCAGUCUUGUUAUUGCAGACAUUUAAAUAUGCCACCACCCAGUGCUGUGCAAUGUUCUGCAGCUGCUGUCUGUCACUGGUCUAGGCUUUAGAGCAGAGGUGUUAAACUCACGUCCUCUACUGCAUCCUGUUGUGGCCCACGGGCAGGGGUACUUUUGUGGCCCGUUGUCAGUGGUUAACUUGGGCCAGAACGGCGCUGAACUGCGUCCCUGUCAUUUCACCUCCAUCCACCCACAGUGACAUUGCCCUGCUGUCUGCACCCCCUCCAGCACCCAUAGACAUAGAGUCAUGGCCAAGGUCGGUGUGAAGCAGGGAGCCGCGGAGCCCUGACAGACAGCCGCAGCCCUGACGCCAGAGUCCUUCAAGCUGGAGCCCUGACCCCUGAAGCAGCAUGUCCACGAAGGAGCAUCCUGCUAAUGUAUUCUAUAGAAAGAAAACACUAAAGGUCUUUGACUGAAGAAACAAUGGGCCAGGAUUCCAAUGUGAUGCGGGCAAUACUCUUAGAUAGGUGACCGUAUCUUUGCACAAAUUGGAUUUUAUUAAUAGACUGCAAAGUGCCCGCAUGGAUGCGAAGGAAGCAGAGGAGCUGGGCAGGCCCCAGCCAGUAACACUUCAGGCCUUUGCAAGUGGCUCCACAUUGCAUGGCAUUUCUCACAUCUUCUCCUAUGAGCGCUUCUCAUGUCGGCGGAUGAUCUGGGUACUCUGUUUCCUGGGUUCCUUGUCAUUUCUGCUGUUAGUCUGCACCGAGAGGAUCAUCUAUUAUUUUGGCUACCCACAUGUCACUAAACUGGAUGAAAUUGCAACAGCUAGGAUGACCUUUCCAGCUGUGACCUUCUGCAACCUCAAUGAGUUCCGCUUCAGCCGAGUGUCAAAGAAUGACCUUUACCAUGCGGGGGAGCUACUGAGCCUACUCAACAACCGCUAUGAGCUUCCGGACUCUCACCUUGCAGAUGAGAAAGUCAUGGAAAUCUUACAAGAUAAAGCCAACUUCCGCAACUUUAAACCAAAACCGUUCAAUAUGAAAGAGUUCUAUGACCGAACCGGACAUGACAUCAAUGAGAUGCUCCUGAGCUGCAAGUACCGGGGAGAAGAAUGUGGUCCCGACAGCUUUGUUCCGGUCUUUACAAGAUAUGGCAAGUGUUACACCUUUAACUCGGGCCAGAAUGGACGAACUCCCUUAAUUACUACUAAGGGUGGCACAGGAAAUGGCUUAGAGCUAAUGCUGGAUAUUCAACAAGAUGAAUAUUUGCCGGUCUGGGGAGAAACAGAUGAGACCUCCUUUGAGGCCGGAAUCAAGGUUCAGAUUCAUAGUCAAGAUGAACCUCCUUUCAUUGACCAACUAGGAUUUGGUGUUCCACCUGGUUUCCAGACAUUCGUAUCUUGCCAAGAGCAACGACUCACAUACCUGCCCCCACCAUGGGGAGUCUGCAAAGGAGGCACCAUGGACUCUGAAUUCUUCGACACAUACAGUAUUUCUGCAUGUCGGAUCGACUGCGAGACACGUUACCUGGUGGAAAACUGCAACUGUCGCAUGGUGCAUAUGCCAGGAGAUGCUGCAUACUGCACCCCAGAGCUGUACAAGGAAUGUGCGGACCCUGCACUGGAUUUCCUGGUGGAAAAGGAUAAUGACUACUGUGUAUGUGAGACACCAUGUAACAUGACACGCUUUGGGAAGGAGCUGUCCAUGGUGAAAAUCCCCAGCAAAGCUUCAGCACGGUAUCUGGCCAAGAAAUAUAACAAAAGCGAGCAGUAUAUAGCGGAGAAUAUUUUGGUUCUGGAUAUUUUCUUUGAAGCACUAAACUAUGAAACUAUUGAACAGAAGAAAGAAUAUGAGGUGCCGGGACUUCUUGGGGAUAUUGGGGGACAGAUGGGCCUGUUUAUUGGAGCGAGUAUCCUAACAGUUCUUGAACUCUUUGACUAUGUCUAUGAGGUUUUGAGAUACAAGCUGUGUGGAGGCGCAAAAUGUGGGAAAGACUCAAAACGCAAUAAUAAUGACAAGGGGGUGACAUUAAGUAUGGAUGAUGUCAAGCGUCAUGCUCCGUGUGAAGGUGUGAGAGGGCACCCAGCAGGAAUGAGCUACACAGCUAACAUUCUCCCCCACCACGCCGUUCGUGGAGCAUUUGAAGACUUCACAUGCUGAGACCACAUCCUGAAACAGCUGAGAGAGCAAAAUCAUCUUCUGAAAGUAACAAGAGCAAAUGAGAAGUGGACAUGAGAGCACAAGAGCAGGAUGAAAAUCUACAUAACCAAAAAUGGCUUCAUCGUAAUUCAAGAACAACUGUGUAAUGAGAACUUGAAUGUGCCCUGAGAGUGUGAGAGAACUAUUCUUGAUAAGCCGCAAAAGAUCGACUGAGAAUCAGUCUCAUCCCCUCCUCCUCCCCGUGACACAGAAAACUUGCUAAUGACAAGAGGAAAUAUCUGGGCAAUACUCAUAUCUUAGAAGCCAGUUUUUAAUAGUCAGACGUAUUCAACAUGUAUCAAAGACACAUAUCCCCAAACCAGAGAUAUUUCAAAAUGGAAGUGUGUAUUGAGAAAGAUAACAUAAACGCAUCUUUAUCCCAGAGAUUCAUACGGUAUUCAUUACUGCAACAGAAAACACAACUAAGGAAGAUGAUGGCACCAUUUACUUAACUGGUGUGUUAAACUACACAGGUUCACAUGUAAAAAAGUACAGGAUGCCAUAUCACUAAUACAGGGAUAAACCGUUUAAGCAGCACGCACUGAGCCAAAUCCACAGGAGAGCCAACAGAGUGGGCAUAAUGCAACAUCUGGAUCACUGACUAUGACAAAAGCAAUUGGUUGGGAUAGGAUACAAAUCAAAAUACAUGAUCGCUGCCUUCUGGAAGCAACAGAACACACAGCAGAACAAUUACAGAAAAGCACUGGAAGAAGAAAGGAAGCCGAAAAGGAAACAUUAUUUUAUCUGUCCGAUAUAAAUCCUAAACAAUUCCAAAGUGCAGCCUAUGAGGUAGUCACUGAGCUGACAUAAUCUUCUAUGUAAUAUAGAUAAUAGUACAGAAUGAGCAGAAACACUAAAUGAUAUUAUAUCUGUUUACCAACAUCUAAGCAAAUGGUCAGUGCACUGCAGAUACUUGUCUCCUAAAUCUAAUGGAAGAUUCCAUAUAUAUAUAUAUAUAUAUAUAUAUAUAAUAUAUAUAUAUAUAUAUAUAUAUAUAUAAAGUUCCAAUAGUCCAUCAUUGUGAAUCCUCAUGUUUCAUGACAGAAAGUUAUCUCCCCCUGUAGUACAUGAUAAGGUAAUCUUACAUGAUAAGGUUAUCAUCUAUGCUGCAGAAAGGGGUGAGGAUGCCGUUACACCCACGGUCUUCCCUACAUUUGAAUGACACCUGACUGAGAAUACCAACCAUAAUCCUCAGUGGGUUGCGUUCUGUAAUUUCAUGUUUAUUUGGGGAUUUAUUUUUCACAGAAUAAGGUAGAUAUUAUCUAUAUACUCCAAUAUUAGCUAGGUAUCGCCAAUUAGUCUUAUAUUAUUAGGGGAUUCUGUGUAAUUUACCUACUCCUGCUAAUGACAGCAUACAUGCACUCUCCUGAUGGGUGUCAAUCUCCACUCAUGUAUGGGAUGGUCGGAGGUCUGUUCUAAUCUUCAUGUGUGUCUUCCUAUUAAUUGAACCUAGAUUUUUUUCUGUCAAAAUUGAUUACCUCGCUGAUCCCGAUACAGAAGUGUCUUCCCAUAAAUUGCCGCAGUUCCCUUAUUACCAGAGAUAUUUCCUUGUUAAUCCUAGGUGGUUGGUACCAAUGGCCAUUGGGCUAUUUCCCUAUUGUGUGCUCUCCCUGGUUGUACAAGAUUUCGCUCUCUGUCUCUUGCCUCUCAGUUUCCCGAUACUGUGAAGUGUACAUUCCCCAGUAUUCCGGAAGUGACAAAACACCUUAAACUGUGACGUUCACUGAAGUUAGAUUAUUGACAUCCGUGGCGUUGUCAGUACUCUGUGAAUGUGAACUGUCAGAUUAGGGUAAUCCUAGGUCAUUUACAACAGCAGGUUGAAUGAAUGGAGAUAAUAGUGUUGAUGAUUCCAGACCAAUCAAUCACUUCCAGUUUUCCAUCCCGUAGAAAUAGCUGAUGAUUGUUGAACAAAGUGGCCUUGGAGCCCGACCUUGGGGUGCUACAAAGUAUUACUACUUCGGUACUUUAAAAGACUCUUAAAGAGGGGAACGGACAUAACUUUAUAUGUGUUUACUAUCCAUGGUCACAUUGAUUGUACUAUGAGAAGACAGUGUGAACCCAUGCCAGAAUCCAGACCUAAUGUACCCCAGAAAGGUGACCUGAAUCUUUUACCCUUGGAGGAUUGAUCACUGUGAUGGUAAUGUGGCAGACACUGACCACCCUGGGGAUAAGAAACGUGGAUCAGCGGCUGCAGACCUCGACCGCUGCUGCUCGGUGAACUCAGAAAUGAUUAUUUAGAAGCCUGGGACUUCUCUUGUGACUAGGAACCUUCAAUUUGCCUUUCUUUAUGCCAUUCUCAUCACUGGAACCUCCUCACCCCAUACCAAGUGUAAAUCGAUACAAUCCCACCAAAACAUUAUACUGUAUACACAUGUUCUUUAUAUAUCUGAUUGAUAAGUAUUCCCAUAAAAACAUAUCACUAGUUAAAGAUGAUAUUUCCAGACAUUAAAGAACUACAUAUCACAGCAUAACUCAACAGCUGGGAAGCCACAGAUUCCCUGUGCCUGGUCUGGUGCCAUGUCUAAAAUGAUUACAAUGUUAUCACAGAAGAAAUGUCUUUGAGAUUCAACAAAUAUAUCAUCAGUUUAGAUGAGGCUAUUUAAUAGGAAUGGCAGCUACUGUUUCUAAACUAGCUUUUAAUUGGCUAUGGCAGAUUAUUCAUGAUGGUCACUUUCUUAGGCCCAGAUAAUAGCAAUACACCACUGUUGCUGCAUGUGCUACAUGGGCAGCCCUGCCCCUCCCCCACAGCAAAUGAUAACAAUUAUUCAUGACACCACCAACAUCUUUGCUACACUUUUGGCUUAAUUAUCAGUUUUCACAGAACAUGAUUUUUUUCGCCAGUGUCACUGGCACAAAAAUCCUCAUAAGACUUUAUAAGACAAUGCAUCCUUAUUCAAAUAAGUAACAUGUAGUCAUCAUUUAUUUAACGGGCAAACAAAAAGUAUUCCCAAAACUAAUAACCAUUUAGAUAAAGUAGACUUAUGACUAAGGGUAGAGAUGUUUUUAUUUUUAAUCUUUUUAUUUCAAUAAAAAGAUACUAACAAACAUAGGGCAUAUUCAACAAGGGCCUAAAUGCAGGGCCUGGUUUUACCACUACCGCUAGGUGUGCCACUGUCAUCUCUCUGCAUAUACUGAGGCCCAACCACUUACAGUACUGUCCGUAUUGUGGUUCAUUUUAGAAGUUCCCUGUAUUGGGAUGAACACUACUCAAUUAAUUAAAAUCAGACCUUGGUAUUUUGAUCACCUCAUGUCGGCAAAUUGGUUUCUCUACCUCUCACAAGAUCAGGGCAUGAAUAAAGGAGCUUUUACCCCACAUAUUUAAUUAGCAAACGACAUGGUACUGUGGAGACGCACUAACCAGUUCAGGACAAAACAGAACCUCAGACAGUAAUUCACCUAGUAAGUGACAUCCUACACACAUACACAGACGUCCAUCCUGUGAGUCAGUCAGUAUAACCAUACAGGAAUAGCUGUCAAAAUCAUUUCUUCACGUGGCCUAACUUAAACAUUUCCUGAAAAACUGUGUGUAAAUGCGAAUAUGUAUGUGUUUAUGCAGAGUGUGUUUAUUUGGGGUAAUUUAAAGAGGAGUCUCUGUUUUUAGUUCAUUAUUUUAUAAUUCUUUUUUAUAUUUUUCCAUCACUUAUAAAUAUAUGAAUAGAUGAAAUCAGUGUAUAUGUAUAUAUAUAUAUGUAUAAAAUUCAGUGUAUAUAAUCUCGGGUUGGGAUUGGGGGGCGCUGCUCCAUGAUUUCCUGUGAAGAAUGAUAACUACACAGGAAUAUAUGUACAUUACAUACUGAGCACAAAAUGGUAAAGCAAUGUAUACUCAGAACUGAUAUAAAGGACGAUAUUACUAUGGAAAA
Messenger RNA from Pseudophryne corroboree (corroboree frog), 6569 nucleotides. RefSeq names its product acid sensing ion channel subunit 1 (gene ASIC1). Gene Ontology annotation, cellular component: plasma membrane. The coding region runs from base 1093 to 2670 and encodes 525 amino acids. The record is from RefSeq and is a predicted model, not a curated record. Gene Ontology annotation, biological process: sodium ion transmembrane transport. Gene Ontology annotation, molecular function: ligand-gated sodium channel activity. NCBI's taxonomy places the organism in Eukaryota, Metazoa, Chordata, Amphibia, Anura, Myobatrachidae. The transcript is spliced from 14 exons.